Dreissena polymorpha is the source of this 2308-nucleotide messenger RNA. RefSeq names its product neurogenic locus notch homolog protein 2-like. The transcript is spliced from 19 exons. Bases 108 to 2180 code for a protein of 690 amino acids. The record is from RefSeq and is a predicted model, not a curated record. NCBI's taxonomy places the organism in Eukaryota, Metazoa, Mollusca, Bivalvia, Myida, Dreissenidae.
UCCCUGACGGCUUUUUCACGACGGAUAAGAUAAGAAGUGCAAUAAAUGGACACAGAAAUUAGACUGGAGUCAAUUUUCGGCAACCUCAGUGAAGGUAAUGAAUUGAAAUGCAUCUUGUUGUUCUCGUUGGUUGGUUGUUUCUUCUCAUCGAAUCAGUGGCAGCGACACAAUGCUUAAGUUGUGCACCAAUGCCAAGCAGUGUGCCAUGUAUAACCACCACAAACUGUACAGGCGGACAAGAAUGCUAUGCUAAGUACGUAAUGAAGCCUGAUGGAACGGUAAUUUACGAAUUCGGUUGUCACAGUAGUCAGACAUGUCCCGGCCAGAUGGGUACCCAUGCUUUGAUUGGCAAGCGAGCAACUGGCGAUAUUGAACUAUGCUCUAAAUUUUGCCAAGGAGUUAUGUGUAAUCAAGGCACACUUUGUACAGGUAUUACCGCGCCCACUUCAACAACAUCACCUUUCACCACUUCUUCAACGAUCAUAGCACCUACAACCCCUGCCAAUCCGUGUUUCCCAAGUCCCUGUGUACACGGAUCGUGCUUCAUAAGCAGCGCAAACUCUCUUACAUUCUUCUGUAUGUGCCAGAGUGGCUUCGAGGGAGUACAUUGUGAAACGACUACAACUUCAACAAUGUCACCUUCCACCACUACCUCAACGACCACAGCACCAACAACCCCUGCCAAUCCGUGUUUCCCAAGCCCCUGUGUACAUGGAUCGUGCUUCAUAAGCAGCGGAAACUCUCUCACAUUCUUCUGUCUGUGCCCAAUUGGCUUCGAGGGAGUCCACUGUGAAACCACUUCAACUUCAACAACAUUACCUUCCACCACUACAUCAACGACCGCAGCACCUACAACCCCUGCCAAUCCGUGUUUCCCAAGCCCCUGUGUACAUGGAUCGUGCUUCAUAAGCAGCGGAAACUCUCUCACAUUCUUCUGUAUGUGCCCGAUUGGCUUCGAGGGAGUCCAUUGUGAAACGAUAAUUACCUCUACUGCUUCGACAACAACGCAUACACUACCACAACCCCCCGUUGACGGACAUUGGUGUUCAUGGUCUGUAUGGUCCCUUUGUACAUCCGACUGUCACCAGACACGGACUCGGGUAUGCGACAAUCCAGCACCGCUACACGGCGGCAAAGAUUGCCAUGGUCCAACGACGGACACACGAGAUUGUUACACGUCUCCAUGCCGAGUUGACGGACACUGGAGUUCAUGGACUACAUGGUCUUUUUGUACAUCUCACUGUAAUCAGACACGGACUCGAGCAUGCGCAAAUCCAGCACCGCUACACGGCGGCAAGGAUUGCCAUGGUCCAACGACGGACACACGAGAUUGUUACACGUCUCCAUGCCGAGUUGACGGACACUGGGGUUCAUGGACUACAUGGUCCCUAUGUACAUCUCACUGUAACCAGACACGGACUCGAGCGUGCGACAAUCCAGCACCGUUACACGGCGGCAAAGAUUGCCAUGGCGCGACGAUACAAACACAUGAUUGUUACACGGCGUCAUGUCGAUUGAAAGAUUGCUCACAGCUACUAAGCAGUAGUGUUGCUCUGCCUAGUGGUGUUUACACCCUUACCACUCCACUCACUCACGCCAAAGUCCAGGUGUAUUGUGACAUGGGGACGGACGGAGGAGGAUGGACGAUAUUUCAAAGACGUUUCGACGGAAGUGUUGAUUUUCACAGAAACUUUAGGAAUUAUGAAUAUGGUUUCGGCGAUGUUGUUGGUGAACAUUGGCUAGGACUUAAAUACAUCUACGAGAUAACAUCGAACGGUUAUUUUCAACUUCGCGUAAACAUAACACGCAACGACGGAAGAAAGGCUUAUGAUGUAUAUGGCAAUUUCAGACUACAACCCGGACCUCGCUAUACACUAAAUCUUGGGGCACAAUUAAAGUCGCAUGGUGUUGAACCCUCCAGUGAUACAUUCUUUACAACCUCCUCACGUACACCCGUUGGAAGUGCCUUCAGUACGUAUGAUCAUGACUCCGACAAGUUCGCGGAUGGCAAUUGUGCUGAAUUGUACAAAGGUGGAUGGUGGUAUAAUGAUUGUUACAUGAAUAUUAACCUUAAUGGUUUGUAUCAGCCCGGAAUCAGUAAAACGACGUCAAUGAUUUACGACGGGUUCCCAGGGCUCAAGUCAAGCACGAUCAUGUUUAAAGAGAUCUUCAAGAAAUAAUAAUGCGGGGACAAGAAGCAGUGCUUUCAAUCAUAUGGAAGGAACGGGAAUUUCACUUAAAAUCUUUGAUUUAUUGCCUAUGUCUUUCCUUGUAGUAUUGAUACACAAAUUAAACGACAAGACGCAUU